This is a messenger RNA of Cynoglossus semilaevis (tongue sole), 1536 nucleotides long. It is a transcript of the gene fkbp6, whose product is annotated as FKBP prolyl isomerase 6. Gene Ontology annotation, biological process: spermatogenesis; piRNA processing. The record is from RefSeq and is a predicted model, not a curated record. Gene Ontology annotation, cellular component: cytoplasm. Gene Ontology annotation, molecular function: Hsp90 protein binding; peptidyl-prolyl cis-trans isomerase activity. The coding region runs from base 132 to 1121 and encodes 329 amino acids. The transcript has 9 exons. NCBI's taxonomy places the organism in Eukaryota, Metazoa, Chordata, Actinopteri, Pleuronectiformes, Cynoglossidae.
CCAAGUCCCAAAGAUCUGGCAACCCCGCCUUCAAUUAAGCGACCGGAACGACAACACACGUCACCAGAUCAGUGGCUACAGGGUUCAUUUGCGAUUUAUUUGCUGCAAUCAACAUUAGUUUCGCCGGUAAUAUGUCAGGAAAUGGAUUUAUCUACAGCAUUAGAAGUUUCAUAGAUGCUGAUACGAACACCGGCAUCAUGACUCCAUUUGAGCGUCUCAGAAAUCAGAUGAAUGACAUUCUGGGAGAUGGAGGGAUGCUUAAAGAGGUCGUCCAGUGUGGAGAGGGUCCCCCUGUACCUCAAAAUGCUUCUGUUUUCAUUUACUACUCUGGAUUUCUGGAAUAUUCAGACCACCCCUUUGAAACAAACACUAACCUUAGACACCCACCAAUGUUGAAAUUAGGAAGAGACGUGACCAUGGCAGGUCUGGAGCUUGGUCUGCGGACCAUGAAAAAAGGAGAGUUCUCUCGCUUCCUUUUCGAGCCUGAGUAUGCAUAUGGUGACAUAGGCUGUCCUCCCUUUAUUCCUGCAUCUGCCACAAUCCUGUAUGAGGUCCAGCUCCUGGAUUUUCUUGACUCUGGACAAGUGGACGAAUUUCUCUCGAUGAGUGCAGAGGAACAGAACUCUUUUCCUUUGCCCAGAUUCCUUGAUGUCGUCAGCACCUUACGCAGCUUUGGCAAUCGCUGCUUCAAACAGAGCCGUUAUCACAGUGCUAAAGAUCGCUAUAAACAGGCCAUGAUACUGUUGGAGAGCAGGGAAAUUGAGACUGACAUAGAGAAUGAGAACAUCAACACUGCGCUGCUACCUCUCUAUCUAAACCUUUCUCUCACUGAGCUGCGUCUGGACAGCCCACAGAAAGCACUUAAGUAUGGCAACAAGGCCUUAAAGAUUGACCCCACCAACACAAAAGCUCUUUUCCGCUGUGGACAGGCCUACCUGGAGCUCAAGGAGUACGACAGUGCCCAGGGCUGCCUCAUAUCUGCUCAAGCAAAGAAGCCCUUUGACAGCGAUAUCAACAACCUCCUUAGGAAGGUGACACUAUGCUAUAAGGACAACCUGGACAAAGAGAGAGACAUGUGCUUCAAGAUGUGUAAAGAUCUGAGGGAUCAGUUCAAGAUGUAAAGAAUGAAAAAGAAAAGGUGAUGGACAAACAUGACCUUAUAUUUGCAGUUGGAUGUUCUAAUGAGUACUAAUGUUUUCUACAUUACAUCACGUUUUUGACACAUGUUCAUUUUCACAUUUGAAGAACACACUCAGUUUUCUUGUGUGGGGUUUCUACGUGUUUUCUUAGAAAAUAAACACUGUUGGUGCCAAAAAAAAAAAAGAAUAAAAAUUUAAAAAACAAAAAUGUGCCCACCUGACAUUACUAGUUCUUAUUUUUCAUUUACAUCUCACAACUAGUCUUUAAUAUGAACUGUGCAUUCACCAUGUUUGCUAACAUUAAUUAAUUAAGGUAAUUAAUCGAGGUAGUAAUUAGCAUGCAGUAUUAGUAAACGGACAUAAAUAAAGAUUUUUACCAAGGUAAAAGGUCAACAAU